CGAAACAUGGUGAAAUGAAAGUAAAAUCUGACGUGUCCUACUCUUUUUAUUACAGUCUAUGGUCCUACUGUUGAUCGCUAAUAUUAGGACUCGGGAAUCGCUUGACACAACAUCAAAUUUACAACGUAAGAACUUCGAGCAUUCAAAACAGCAGCUGUACAUUCAGAUGUAAUGAUGCGCAACAGACACAGGGGAUCCAAUCUCGGCCUGCUCCUGCUGGCCUCUCAGGUUUUCCAGCUGGGAAUAGACAACAUCCCACCUGUCACUCUUGCAACACUGGGCCUCAAUGUCUAUUUGUUCCUGUUUCCUGUCAAACCCCUCCUACAGACGUGUUUGAGUGUUCGGGAGGCGUACUGGUACGGAGACUGGGCUCGCCUGUUGCUGUCACCGUUUCACCAUGUUGACGACAUGCAUCUGUACUUCAACAUGGCCUCCCUCCUUUGGAAGGGCAUCAAGCUUGAGAGGAAACUGGGAGGCGCCUGGUUUGCGUACCUGCUGUCGGUCUUCUCUCUGCUCACCGGAUUGGUCUACCUGCUCCUGGAGACAGGACUGACACGGAUGACGGAAGACUCGUCGUAUAGUCUACAGUGUGCCGUGGGGUUCUCAGGUGUUCUGUUUGGGCUGAAGGUGGUGAAUAAUCAUUAUCAUCCAGGCGGAGCCACGUACGUCAUGGGGCUGCCCAUAGCCAAUCGCUACUCCUGCUGGGUGGAGUUGGUCCUCAUCCAUGUCAUGAAUCCGGGGACGUCAUUUGUUGGACAUCUGGCUGGGAUCCUGGUUGGGCUGCUCUACACGAAAGGACCACUAAAGAGAUUAAUGAAAACAUGUGCAGGCUUUGUGACAUCUAAUGGGCAUCAUGGAGGGCAGCAGACAUACUACAACUCAUCAGGAUACAGUGGCUAUGGCAUGCCGAAUCCUCCAAACACACAUUAUGGACAGCAGUCAUUUAAUCGCAGGCAGUAUGGCGCCCCCUACAGGGAUCCGUACGACACACACAUGCCCUCUGCGCCGCCCCAGCAUCCCUAUACAGCAGGACUGUCAGAUGAGGAGCAGUACCAGGCCGCUGUCAGGGCCAGCCUCAGCGACAGAGGAGAUUCUACGCAGGCUAGAUCUUCACAUGGCACUUAUUCCCACUCUAACCCGACGCCUGAAGAGAUCCGCUGGCGACGACUUCAGAGGUUUACCAGCUGAGCGCUUGGGUAACGCCACUAGAUCGUUUACAUGAAAGACAACACUAAACAACCAAUCGGAGCUAGCGGAGAAGACUCUUCCGCUGGUGAUUGGUUGUGUCAUUGUA
Rhinichthys klamathensis goyatoka is the source of this 1294-nucleotide messenger RNA. RefSeq names its product rhomboid domain containing 1 (gene rhbdd1). Bases 172 to 1188 code for a protein of 338 amino acids. Gene Ontology annotation, molecular function: serine-type endopeptidase activity. Gene Ontology annotation, cellular component: membrane. The transcript has 8 exons. The record is from RefSeq and is a predicted model, not a curated record. NCBI's taxonomy places the organism in Eukaryota, Metazoa, Chordata, Actinopteri, Cypriniformes, Leuciscidae.